UCCUUCCACUGACCCCCUUCUCCAAAAUAUAAGCACAUCAAAUUUCAAUCAUCAAAAUAUGACGAAAUUCACAAAAAUCAUUUCCCUUCUCUCCACUCUCUUCAUAAUAGCAACAUUUUCUUCAACCCCAUCAAAUGUUCUUGGACGAAAAGUUGGGGGAAGAACUCCAAUCAAGGAUGUAAAAACAAACAAAAAAAUUCAAGACUUGGGAAAAUACUGUGUAGAAGAGUACAAUCGGAGUUUGAGGAAGUACAAACAGAUAUUGCAAGAGGACAAUAUUGAGUUUUUGAGCUUUGCUGAGGUUUUAGAGGCAGAAACACAGGUUGUUUCUGGGAUCAAAUAUUACCUUAAAAUCUCCGCAAUUGUUUCCUCGGGAAUUCCGAAAACGUUUGAUGCUGAAUUGGUGAUAAAACCUUGGGAGGAAAAGAAAGAAUUAAUUCACUUUUUACCUUUUCCUGCUCAUGAUAAAGACAGUAGUAUUAGUUAAUAAUGUUUUGUAAACUUGCUAUGGUCUUAAUCUGAUUAUAAUUACCGGCUUGAUCUGUUUGUUUUUACUUUAUUUCAUGUAGCUUGCAUGCGGUGUAUGUGAUACAAUAGUUAAUUACUCAAAUCAUAAAUCA
Nicotiana tabacum (common tobacco) is the source of this 620-nucleotide messenger RNA. RefSeq names its product cysteine proteinase inhibitor B. Gene Ontology annotation, molecular function: cysteine-type endopeptidase inhibitor activity. The record is from RefSeq and is a predicted model, not a curated record. Lineage: Eukaryota; Viridiplantae; Streptophyta; Magnoliopsida; Solanales; Solanaceae.